This is a messenger RNA of Diachasma alloeum, 347 nucleotides long. RefSeq names its product sarcoplasmic reticulum histidine-rich calcium-binding protein-like. NCBI's taxonomy places the organism in Eukaryota, Metazoa, Arthropoda, Insecta, Hymenoptera, Braconidae. The annotation marks the transcript as partial. The record is from RefSeq and is a predicted model, not a curated record. The transcript has a single exon.
ACUCGGAUGAGGAUGAAGGUGAGGGAGAAGGAAGUGGAGAAGGGAAUGAUGAGGAAGAAGUACAAAGGAAGAGUGGAUCAUCAUCGAAAUCACAAGAGCACAUCGAUUCAACUAAAACCUCGGCAGCAUCUACUCAGAAUUAUCAAGAUUUUGAAGAUGACGAAGACGAUGAGGACACUCCUUUACCAAGAGAUGGCCGCAGACGUGAGGGUCACAAGGAUAAUGAGGACACUCCUUCACCCAGAGAUGGUCGCAAACGUGAGGGUCACAAGGAUGAUGAGGGCACUCCUUUAGCAAGAGAUAGUCGCAGACGUGAGGGUCACAAGGAUGAUGAGGGCACUCCUUUA